UGGUUUCUGCAUUCAUUGUUCCAUUGAUUCUAAAUAAAAAAUAAAAAUAACAUGUUUUACUUUGAUGUUCACACAAGACCAAGAAUUGGAAGUGAUAUCAGAAGGUUUGGAUACAUUGAAAAACAUGGCCCAUGAUUUGAAUGAGGAAAUGGAUAGGCAAGUUCCUUUAAUGGACGAGAUUGACACUAAGGUCGACAAGGCGGCAUCUGACCUUAAAAACACCAAUGUGAGACUUAAGGAUACUGUUAACCAGCUGAGGUCCAGUCAAAAUUUUUGUAUUGAUAUUAUACUAUUGUGCAUAAUUCUUGGGAUUGCCGCUUAUCUAUACAAUCAUUCUGAUGGUUGUUGUACCUGCAGUGUAUUGAAGAAUUAAGAUGAUCAAUGGGCUACUGUUUCUGCUUGUGAUAUUGGCUUUGUCUGGUAUUGUUUUGCAUUGAUUGAGGCCUUGUUAUGUGCUUAUUUUGGAGAUGAUUUUUUUUGCCUACUGUGUGUAUGUCUUUGCUCAUACUUUUGACUACUGUUUCUAUAUCUUUGUCUUUCAAAUACAACUUUUGGUACAUCAGACAUUUAUGUAUUAAUAAUGUAUAUUUGUUCCAGCUUUCAUUUUGUCUCCUUAAUUUAAGGUAUUAUAAUUCUGUGCAUAUGAUUAAUGUUGUUG
This is a messenger RNA of Camellia sinensis, 658 nucleotides long. NCBI's taxonomy places the organism in Eukaryota, Viridiplantae, Streptophyta, Magnoliopsida, Ericales, Theaceae. The record is from RefSeq and is a predicted model, not a curated record.